UUUGUUGUAAGCUCUCUCUAUUUAAGUUGCACUCAGCUCAACGUGAUCAAUAACACAAAUAACAUUGAUCUCUGAAACCCUUUAACCUUAAACCAAUUUAAAAUAGUUGGGAUAAAUGCUAGACCUUAAACCAAUUUAAAAUAGUUGGGAUAAAUAUAAAUUCUCGUAAUUAUCUGAUGUUAUAUUUAUUCAGAAACAACUUGAGAUUUAGUUUCCUUUUUUUUUUUUCUUUCCUAGUUGGAUUGGGAUUGGGAUAUGUUGUGUAUAAAUAAAGGAUAUUUGGACUCCCCUCUCUUCAUCAUUCAGAUUUAGAGACAAAGACAUAAUAUGGACUUGCUACCCUACGAUGUUGUGGAGCAUAUUCUGGAGAGACUUGAUGUGAAAUCCUUGCUCAACUGCAAGUCCGUAUCGAAGCAAUGGAGAUCUACAAUCCGAUGCCGUGCUUUCCAAGAAAGACAACUGAUGCAUCGUAGGCAAUCAUGUAAUCCAGAUGUCCUUUUGGUAUCCGUAGCUGAUGAAUUUUAUCUUCUUAAAAGAGUGCAUCAAGUUAUGAGAACGUUGGUACUGGGUUCAUCAGUUUCUGUUAGGAUCCUUACUCCUUGGGAAGACACAUUGUACAAAGUUUGCCAGAGUAGCUGUGACGGCCUGAUAUGCCUCUACAAUACCUAUGCUUCGAAUAUUGUUGUUAAUCCCACCACUCGAUGGCAUCGAGAAUUCCCUCUUUCUACCUUUCAACGACUCGAUCGUUAUGAACACCAGGUCGGUUCAGUAUCAUGGGCUAAGCUUGGAUUCGGUAAAGACAAAAUCAAUGGCACAUACAAGCCAGUUUGGUUAUAUAAUUCUGCUGAAUUAGGCGGCCUUAACGAUGACGACGAGGACUACGACGACGAAGACAAAAACAACAUUAGUAUGAUUUGUCAAGGCAACAACAACACUAGUACUUUUUGUGAAGUUUUUGAUUUUACCACCAAGGCUUGGAGGUUUGUUGUCCCGGCGUCCCCCUACCGGAUACUUCCUUACCAAGAUCCUGUAUAUGUAGAUGGGUCACUUCAUUGGCUCACUGAGGGUGAAACCACCAAUGUUUUGUCUUUCGAUCUUCAUGCCGAAACUUUCCAAGUCGUGUCUAAAGCUCCCUUUCUCCACCACCACGACUACUCUAGUAGAGAGUUGAUCAUGUGCAACCUUGAUGAUCGUUUGUGCGUAUCAGAAAAAAUGUGGCCCAACCAAGUGAUAUGGUCGUUGGAUUCAGAUCACAAGACAUGGAAGGAAAUAUAUUCCAUAGAUCUCAAUAUAACUUCUUCUUUGUUUGGGAGUAAUGGAUUCGCACUCAGACCACUAGGAGUUUUUGACAAAGACAAGUUGUUGUUUUGUGAACCUGAAUACGGGGAUCAAUUGCUAACACAUGAUCCCAAAACAAAAUCUUAUGAAUUUGAUUACAGAUUUUUUUCCCCUACUACUGCACUCCCUCUUUGUUAUUUCCAGAGUUUAAUCUCUAUUUUGUAAUGCUUUUUAGUUUUCCAAAACAUUGUAAUUUCAAAGUUUUAAUAAUCUCAAUUGGUUCACCUCCUACUAAUUAUGCAUGCUAGAGAUGUUUAAUUGUUUACGUAAAUUUCAUCUUUCUUAUAUAUGGUGUUGUU
Messenger RNA from Arabidopsis thaliana (thale cress), 1637 nucleotides. RefSeq names its product F-box and associated interaction domains-containing protein. NCBI's taxonomy places the organism in Eukaryota, Viridiplantae, Streptophyta, Magnoliopsida, Brassicales, Brassicaceae. The record is from RefSeq and is marked reviewed. The transcript has a single exon. Bases 328 to 1503 code for a protein of 391 amino acids.